Molecule: messenger RNA, 1038 nt
Organism: Mesoplodon densirostris (Blainville's beaked whale)
Lineage: Eukaryota; Metazoa; Chordata; Mammalia; Artiodactyla; Ziphiidae
Product: melanoma-associated antigen B3-like
Exons: 1
Coding region: 1-1038 (345 amino acids)
Biological process (GO): negative regulation of transcription by RNA polymerase II
Cellular component (GO): nucleus
Source: RefSeq, a predicted model, not a curated record
AUGCCUCGGGGUCAGAACAGUAAGCGCUGCACACGUAGGAGACGGCGCCAGGCCCCAAGUGGGACCCAGGGUCUGACGGGUGCUCAGGCCACUGCAGCCGAGGAGGAAGCUGCCUCGUCUUCUUCUCCUCCUCCUCCUCUUGGAGUUACUACUCCUAGAAAGCCGGCUGCUAAGUCACGUAGCAAUUUCAAGAGUCGUCAGAGGGCCCUAGCCACCACCACUAAGCCUGCAGGUGUUUCUCCCACAAGAUCAUCCAAAGGAGCCAAAGGCCAAAUGGAGCAAAAGCACAGUUCAACUCAGGCUCCCGUCUCCGCCCUGCGGUCUCGCAAAGGCCCUCUAAGGCAGACAGUGAAUUUGUUGGUGCAGUUCCUGAUGCACAUGUAUAAAAAGAAAAGGCCUGUUACGAAAGCACAUAUGCUGAAGUUUAUCAAUAAGAAGUACCAAAAGCAAUUCCCUAAGAUCCUCAGAAGAGCUUCUUUCAACAUGGAGGUGGUAUUUGGUGUUGACUUAAAGGAGGUCGACCGUACCAAGCAUUCUUAUACCUUUGUCAGCAAAAUGGCUCUCCCCAACAAUGGGACCGUGGGUCGUGCCAGGGGAUUACCCAAGACCGGUCUCCUGAUGUAUCUCCUGGGUGUGAUCCUCAUGAAGGGCAACUGCGCCACAGAGGAGAAUAUCUGGGCAUUCCUGAAUAAGAUGAGUGUCUAUGCUGGGAAGAGGCACUUCAUAUUUGGGGAGCCCAAGAAGCUCAUCACCCAAGAUCUGGUGAAGCUGAAGUAUUUGGAAUACCGGCAAGUGGCCAACAGUGAUCCAGCGCGCUACGAGUUCCUGUGGGGCCCGAGAGCCCACGCCGAAACCAGCAAGAUGAAAGUCCUGGAGUUCCUGGCCAAGAUCAAUCACACGGUCCCCAGUGCCUUCCAGUGUUGGUAUGAAGAGGCUUUGAGAGAUGAGGAAGAGAGAGCGCAAGGCAGUGGAUCUUCCGGGGUUCUGUCCAGCUCCUCCCACACACAAACUGAGGCAGAUUCUGCACUUUGUGGCUGA